AAGCCAGUAAUAAAACUGGUAAAGAGAGAAGGUUGAGUUAGGUGAGGCUGGUUAACAACCCCAUCCCGUAAAACUAAACACCACUGCUACCGAAACUUCAAGUCUCUCAUUUGAAGCCCUAUGUUCCAUUAGGAACGUAAAGGAGUUCAGAGUGGAACAUACGGCUUCAUCAGCACAUCUGCAUUUCAUCCUGUUAUCUGCAGUCUUUUUUAGCUGACUCCACGACUGUCUGCAGGCUGUCAUCAUCUUCUGACAUGCUCUCCUUCAUAUCGCCCUUGUAUCAACUGGUCAUUUCUCAUUCCGAGUUCCACUCGAACGAGAUGGCCUGGCGGGCGAUAUCACCCAACGGUCUCUUCUUCAUCGUGUAUCCGAUCUAUUUCCAUUUUCUUUGGAAUAUUUUUUUCAGUAAUAGGUUCUUGGCUGGUUCGUUUACUGAGUUUCUUGUUGUUAAUGUUUUCUAGCCUGGCAUUUGAUCUUCAGCAUACAGCGAAGGUGGGGGGGGGGUUGUUGAUUAGAAGUUUGCAGGUGGCUGCUGGAAAUGCUUUCCGUGACGCUUGGUGGAAGUUUCUGAUCCAGUACAGAAGAACUGACUGACUUAAUAUAAGUGUUGUAGAUCCAAAGUUUGUUCUUUGUCCUACAGAGUACAGGAGAUUUACAAACUGAUUUCAGAGUGCUGAAGGUUGUCGUUACGCUUCCAGUUGUGGUUUUGAUAUCUUCGUCUAUGUCGUCUGCAGUUGAAAAGAAGCUGCAUAGAUAUUUGAAGGAAGCAACCUCUUUCAAAUUCCUCCCUUUGUUGUGGUUGGUCAUCGAGUAUAUCUUCAUCAUCUACAUCUUUUAUAUUCACUUGAAGUCCUGCCUUCCCUCCUGCUUCUUCUUACAACUGAUUGAUUUUCACCUGUGUAGAUCUUCGAGUUUAUGUGAUAUUAGACAAAGAUGAUCUGCAAAGUCCAGAUCUUGUAGACUCUUCUUAUAGAUUCAACGUAUUCCUGUUUUUUCACUCCCCACAGACUGUUGAAUGAGGUUCAUAAGGAUUUAGGACACAGCAUAGUGCUGAAGUAUGUAUAUAUGGCAUCGUAUCAGUAAUCAUCUUGUAGGGGAGACUCAACCUAUUGACUUAUCGCCCCAUCUUCUAGGCUGUGAGUCCCUGGGGUUCGAAUCCAACACCGCCUAUGUCUGUGUGAACAGCUGGUUAUUAUCACCAACCCUCGUAUAACAUAUGUAGUGUUAUAGCCUGACCCAUAAAGAACCUACUCCAAGUAUUUUUAACUGACUGACUACCCUCUUUCUAGUAUAUUGCUUAUUCCCUAUUCUAAAUGAAAGAUGUAUCUUUCCCAACUUUUAUCAAUGUUUCAUUUUUCCCCCUUGUUUUCUCUUAGAAUUAUGACCACCAGUCCAGAAGAUGUUCGGCGAGCCAAGUUAGUUGAACGAGUUCGUGUCUCAGUUGUUGCAUUUUGGAUUAUGUCAAUUGUUUCUUUAAUAAUCGGCAUAACAGUAUUAUCAAUGUAUCAUAAUAUCAAUGAAUCAUCUCAGUAUAAUGGUACAAUAGCCGGUACAUUUUUCUUAGUCUUCAGUGUACCAUUAAUUAUAUGCAGUGGUUGUUUAACUAGUGCCUUAUUAAUUAUUCAAGAAUCUAUACAAGAUGAAAGAGACUAUCGAUGUCGUGAUCCAGAGUUUUAUAAAGAUAUACCGUAUCCACGUCAACCAUUCAAGCCAAUGCCAUCCACAUCGUCAGUACCGCCUACUCCAUAUCCUUCUGCACCUAUGCCAAUAUUUAAUAUUGAACAAGCGAGAAGUUUCGUACCAUCAGAUCAUCAAUAUGAAGCUUUUUAUCCGCCUAGUUAUCAUACAACAGUUACUAAAAAUGAUUAACUAAUGGAGUUAUACAAUUAGAUAAUGAUACAUACACGUAUGUAAUGUGUGUAUACCACCAGCUUCUUAAUCCUUCU
Molecule: messenger RNA, 1946 nt
Organism: Trichobilharzia regenti
Lineage: Eukaryota; Metazoa; Platyhelminthes; Trematoda; Strigeidida; Schistosomatidae
Source: the annotation of a GenBank genome assembly